AUGUCAGUGCACAGCCGAGAGCGAAUCACAGGGGUUCCCUUUAAGCACUUCGAUUUUUCAAAGAGUGAAGUAACUUCGGUGGUCUCAGAGUUGGAAUCAGAUCUGGACAUGGAGGAGACAGAGUCUAUUGAGUUCCUUCCUCCUGGAGUUAACAUUCAGAAGGCACAUCCGAUCUACAAACACUGUGUCAUACCAUCUUCUGGUGACUUUGACACCCAAAUGGAGAUCAAUAGACUGCUGUACAAGGAGGAACUUAAGGAGUGUGGGGCCAUAGUUGAGGUGGAAGAUCAGGCAUGUUCCAACGGAAUGAGAGAACAAGAUCAAAAGUUGUCGAACGAGUAUAUCCCAGCUUUGACUAGAAUGUACAACUCCCCGGCCAGCUCUGUUCUGUCGGAGAUCUGUCACCUCACACCAGGACUUGACGCAAACUGGGAGGAAGAUGAUCGUGCAAAGCUGCAGCCGUGUGAGGAGUGGCUACGGUGUGUUAACUCAGAGCCCUUGAAGCCAGUCCUUGGUGACUCUCCAGUUUUCCUCCCUGCCCAAGUGCCAAAGAAAGAGGAGCCAGUCAUACAAAUUCCGGAGCUGAUGAAUGUGGACACGGAUGACAGCAUGGAUAGUGAGAGUGUGGCAGCAUCUGUUGACGAAAUGAGGAAGCGGUUGCAUUCCAGCCGUGGGGCGGUCGUGGUUCAGCUACAGCGUCCAACUGAGAUGUCUUUGUCGACAGCGGCUAGCAUUGAGUUAUCGAGAAGAGGUUUGAAGCCUGAUAGAUUUAUUCAGCAAAUAAAAAAGAAGGGCAAGAAAAAGCAUACUGCAGUGGACCAGCCGAUCAUCCUGGACAUCUACAAGAGCAAGGAAACUCUCCACAGGACGCACCGAAGGAAGCAAAACAUAAGCUCCAGUUCCAGGAUCUCACUACCCCGUUUUUCGAAGGUAAUGCGAGUGGGGCACCUGGUCAAGGCCCCAGUGAAGCUGAGCAACAUUGCGUUCUGUUUCUCCUCCCUAUAUGCAGAGAUAGGCAUUUCAAGCCUACACCUGGAACAUGAGCAUCAGAAGCAACAGGGAGGGCGACAUCGAUCAUCCAUAUCAGACUGGAUCGACUCAGAGUUACAGAGGAGGGAAGCGCAGAAACUGGCGAGGAUAAAGCGUGAGGCUAUGAAUGAAGAGCGGCGCCGGCUGCAGGAGCUGGAACGGACCGAGCGACAGCGCAGACUGGCGCGACAUGAGAUCUGCAACCAUCCACAAGCUGUUCUCCAAGUCAGCGACGUUCAGGCCCGCCAACCCAGCCACCCCAUAGUCCGGAGCAGGCCCCCCCAGCGUCCUCCCAGCCGCCCACCAGGGAAGCCAUUCUACCCGAAGCUGCUUCUGCUCCCCCCUCCAGCCCAGACCACGGCGCCACUGACCGGAGCGAUGACUAUCAAACCAGCGGCAAUGCCAACCAGCACCCCCAGACCCACCCUGCCCGAUGACCCUCGGCAGCGCAUGUUUGUCAUCGUGAGAGAGACCUACGCCCCACCAAAGAUCCCUGUCCCAACACCCCUGGAGGAGCGGCUGCUGAAGGAACGAUUUCCAAACUACAAGAUUCCUUUUGUGAAGCACAGCCCCAGGCUGGUCGAGAGGAAGGUCUACACCCCAUUCCUGGAUUCCAUCUGUAUCCCUGACAAAUGAUGAACUGACCUGAGGAAGCUUCCUUCCAGCUUGAGAGAAAUUCAGUUUCGGAAAAUCAACCAGUGAAUGUUACAUCUAUUAAACAG
This is a messenger RNA of Stegostoma tigrinum, 1751 nucleotides long. RefSeq lists its product as uncharacterized. The transcript is spliced from 16 exons. Bases 1 to 1665 code for a protein of 554 amino acids. Lineage: Eukaryota; Metazoa; Chordata; Chondrichthyes; Orectolobiformes; Stegostomatidae. The record is from RefSeq and is a predicted model, not a curated record.